Molecule: messenger RNA, 2067 nt
Organism: Paramecium tetraurelia
Lineage: Eukaryota; Ciliophora; Oligohymenophorea; Peniculida; Parameciidae
Exons: 5
Biological process (GO): protein phosphorylation
Cellular component (GO): cytosol
Molecular function (GO): protein kinase activity; ATP binding
Source: RefSeq, a predicted model, not a curated record
AUGGGUAAUGCAGAUAGCAACGCAAGUAUUAAGGCUAUGCAUACAAAUUAUGUUGUUGUAAGGAAUAUGAAGGACGAUGCUCGUUAUGGAGAAGGAAGGAUUGUAAAGUAGAAGCAAACUAAAUAAGAAUUAUUUUAGAAGGAAAUCAAUUUAACAGAUGAAGAGAAAUAUUAGACAUUAAAAAUUCUGCUUGAAAAAAAGGAAUGCAACACAUAUGAUAAUUUGAUCAAUAUUACGAAGUUGUUUUAUCACGAAGAAAAUCAAUUUUGUGGUCAAUUUUUUAAGAUCUUCAUUUUAAUGGAAUACAUACCAACAACCUUGUGUGAUAUCUUGGAAUAAAGAUUGGCUAAGAAGCAAGAAUUUCAAGAAUCAGAAUUAUGGACUAUUCUAAUAGGAUGUAUAGAAGGUUGUUGCAUACUGGAAUCUUAGAAGAUCACUCAUCAGGGAUUACGGUUGGACUCGAUAUCUUAUUUGGAUUAGUUUCCAUACGUCAAGAUUCUGGAUCCAACUUUGAGUGGAGUUCCGACUACUUAUCAAUAGUUGAUACAAGAUGAAACCAAAUAAAUCAAUUUGAAUUACUUAAGUCCUAAACUCAUCCAAUCCCUUAAUGAUGAUAUGUAACCCUAACACAAUCCUUACAAAAGCGAUGUUUAUUCUUUGGGAAUGAUUAUGUUGCAUUUAUCAAGUGCUCAUAAUUGUGAAGAUUGUUAUGACUUGCAAAAGAUGAGAGUGAAUCAUUAAUAAGUUCAAAGGAGAUUAUUAAUUCUAGAAUCUACGUUCUCCUCCCAAUAUAUUCAAGUGUUGAGAACGAUGCUUUUACUCAAUGAGGAUUAGAGACCAGAUUUUUUAGAAUUAAGAUCUGAAAUGCAAUCGAUGUCACCUCCAGCUUCUCCAAAAGCACAUAUACAAGAACAAGAAGAAGAGGUGAUCUAAUCCAAAAAGACUCAAAUUGUUUAGGUUUAAGCCUAUGAAUAAGCUGUGGAGAGCUUUGCAAUCCCUUAAUAACAGUAUCAAUUAUAAGCCUCAUAACCACCAUAAAUAUUUGUUAAUCCCGAGCAAAGUGCUAAAUUUAUAUAAUAAUAAUAAAAUUCAGUACAUAAUUCUCAAGUUCAAGUCCAACGAUCAAUUCAAUUAAGACAAUCAUAGCAAUCAGUCUAAUCCAACUAAUCAAUGUAUAUAUAAAGAAAUGGUCUAAAAGACUUGAGACCCGAUAUUUGUGAUCAUUUAAAAAUUGUAUUACCUUUAUCAGAAUAGCCUCCAGAACCUUCUCAGGUAGACACCAAUAUCGGUAAUUAAAUAGGGACUGAAGAAUUACUGAAUCGCUCCAAUAUACAAUAACAUGAUAUCUUGAUGCCAAUCACAUCCUUCUCCAAUUCCCGUUAAUAUGAGCAGUUCUUGCAAUCUAAAUCCAAUAUGCCAGUCUCAUAUGAAUCCUACAAAAUGGAAUCCUCUUUUAAGAAUCAAUAAAAUGCUGAGCCUGUUUCUAAAUAUGACUAUCUUUAUGAUAAACAAAUGAGCAAUCAGCAAAAGUUUUCGAACUAUCAAAGUGAUUUGAAAAGAACUUUGGAAUCUAAAAGGGUUGAGACUGUUUCUGAAUCCUAUCCUAAUGGGUCAAGAUAUGAAGGAUAGAAAUUGAACGGCAUGAGACAUGGCCAAGGGACAUUUUUCUAUUAAGAUAAUGGCGGAGUUUAUGAGGGUUAGUGGUUUGAAAAUAAAAUGCAUGGUCAAGGUAGCACUUUAUUUUAUGCUUCUGGUAAACCAGCUUAUGAGGGAGAGUGGUUGAACGAUAAAUUUCAGGGCAGUGGCACCUUGUACAAUGAAGAACCUUAAGCACUCUAUGGAGAUUUCGAUUAUGGGGAUUUCGAUAGAAUUGGGGAUUACUGGACUAGAUAUAUCGGUUAAUUCAAUUAAGACAAUAAGGAGGGUUAAGGCACCUUGUAUCUAUCCAAUGGCGAUCGAUUUGAAGGCAACUUCCUGUAAGACUUAAUAAAUGGUCCCGGAAGAUAUAUCAAAAAGAAUGGCUAGAUUAUUUCAGCAAAAUGGUGGAGAAAUAAACUAUAAUAGUGA